This is a messenger RNA of Striga asiatica, 1595 nucleotides long. NCBI's taxonomy places the organism in Eukaryota, Viridiplantae, Streptophyta, Magnoliopsida, Lamiales, Orobanchaceae. The record is from the annotation of a GenBank genome assembly.
UUUUAAUUUAAUAUUUAUUAUAUGAUAUGGUUUGGGAAAGUAAAAUUUCAGGGAGUAUAAAGGGGCUUACGAAAGUUCUGCUCUUCUACAUUUGCAAUUUUGUCAUUUCACUACGAUUACGGCUCCUUGAUUGUAAAUCUGUACUACAUGAUGUUGGGGUUUGAGGACAGUGGGAAGCUUCUGCGACUCCUCAAUGGAGGAGACGAGAAGGCGUUCGACGAAAUCUUGGCGGAUUUCAAAUCUAAUUUUGCAGGCACACUCCAAUUCUAUGCCUGCGCCGCUUUAGACAUUCUCACUUCGAACCCUAAGGAUAAACUUCUAACUUCAGCUCAGCGGUUGGUUGCUUUUGCAAUCAUUUAUCAGGCAUACGCUUCACAGGAACCUUCAUCAAAUCCUUUCAUUUCUAAGCUUGUUGAUGCAGCAUGUGAUGAUGACGCCGAGAAAUAUGAAAAAGCAUUUGUUCUUCAAUUGUUGGGGUCAUCCAGCAGUAACGGUGGCAAAGAGCUUCUCAAACAAUCUGCAACAGAUUAUAUUAAAAGCUUUGACCUUUCAGUACAUUCCUUUCCGUCAAGGGAUCAUUUGCAGCAACAAUAUUGUGGCAAAAAUCUGUCGGAACCAUUGAAAUCUUUUUUCAAGGACAGAACUGUAAAAGAUGUAUUUCCCGAUCCUGAUGUGCCCCGCGGAUGCAAUAGUGAUUCGGCCGAGUUUGAUGCACCACCUGGGAUUACACCUAAAAUUGGAUCUGGGAAUAGGGAUGAAACUAUUUCUGGAUUAUUGUCUUCUUGUUCUUUGGAGGGACUAGGUCCACAGUGGAUUCGGCCUUCUCCUCCUAGGUUCCCAGUAAUGGAAGGAGAGCUAUUGUGGCUGAAUCCUGAUAUGAACCACGAGCUCUUAUGGGACUAUGGCAUGUGUGCUGAUACUAGUAGAGGAGCAGCAGUUAGAGAUUUAAUCGCAAAAGCUUUGAAGGGUCCACUUGUUCCUGUGCAACAAGAGCAAGUCUUGGUUGAGUUGGCGAAUGACCCAAAGCUUGUAUAUCAUUGUGGACUGACGCCUAAAAAACUUCCAGAUCUCGUGGAGAACAAUCCUAUGAUUGCUGUUGAAGUUCUCAUUAAAUUAGUGAAUUCACCUGAAAUAUCAGAAUAUUUUACGGUACUUGUAAAUAUGGAGAUGAGCCUUCACUCGAUGGAAGUGGUGAACAGGUUGACUACCACAAUUGAACUUCCCACCGAAUUCUUACACACUUACAUAUCAAACUUCCACGAUAUCUUCAUUGAAGUACAAGCAUUCUGCAUCGAGUUCUCCCGGAUAAGAGAAGCAGCUGGGCUGUUUCGCCUUCUUAAAUCCUUGGAAUAGAUUAGAAUUAUCUUUGAUUUUAUUUUUCUCUACAUGUUCACUAUUGGAUAAGCUAAAAUGAAAAGGUGCACAUAUUUUCUUGUUUCUGGAUAAUACCUUCUUUGUGUGAAGGUGAAAAACUUGCAUCCUCGUAGUGUUUUUACCAUUUUUUUUUAGGGUGAAUGCUAUGUUCCAUACUUUCCAAAUUAAAUACCAUCUAAGGAAAGAGAAGUAAAAGCAGUUUAUGUAUUUGUUAAAUAUAC